Molecule: messenger RNA, 4795 nt
Organism: Lingula anatina
Lineage: Eukaryota; Metazoa; Brachiopoda; Lingulata; Lingulida; Lingulidae
Product: eukaryotic elongation factor 2 kinase
Biological process (GO): protein phosphorylation; response to differentiation-inducing factor 1; myosin II filament disassembly
Molecular function (GO): ATP binding; protein binding; elongation factor-2 kinase activity
Source: RefSeq, a predicted model, not a curated record
AGCUGGCGUGACGUCAUCGUUGAAAUGGUUAAAUGCAUACUAUGUUGUUGACGAAACACUGUGGCCCGUGUACUGUUUAUCAAGCAAUAGAGGGACUUUUCUCUCUUCAAGCUAAUUUGCCAGUCUGUUAGGAAAAGGGGAUUUGUCCUCCAAAGGCUUGAUGAAUUAUUACACAAACCAUCAUUCUUAUUAGAGACUUGAGUGAGUGCAGAGAAGAAUGGCUUCUACUGAAAGACCCAGAGAUGAUUCUGUUUCUGAUUCCGAUGAGGAGAUGACAAUCUUCCCCCUUACUUUCUGCAGUGAUGAUGAUGAUGAUGAUGAAGAUGCUGAUGAAAGCAACUCAGAUGAAGCUAAUGCUAAUAUAACUGACAGAUCAUCCCACUGUCACAACCAUGAGGACGAUGGCCACCCAGUCCAUCAUGAGAUGGAAGUGGGCAGUCCACCCGCAAAACCCCUCAUGACUCUCAGGCAGAGGCGUCGCUCAAGACUGACCCCCUUGAAUCUGAACCUGUCCCCAAUUCCCACCAUUGACUCACCCAAUAUAAAGCAUUGGAAGCAUGCUAUCUUGAAGGCAAAGAAGUUGAAGGAUCCUUGGGAAGAGUUUAAUAUCUUGGACUUGCCAGUUGAAGAGGUGACUAGGCAUAGGUACAGUGCACUCAGGAAGCAAUGGAUAACAGACACUGUCAAAGUCAGAAUGGAAAAGAAGCCUUUCAAUCGUGGAGCAAUGAGACAGUGCUAUCGACUCAAGAAAAUGUCCACCCUGUCUCUCUCUGGAGACUGGAGGCAUGCUUCAAAUUAUGUCGCCAAGAGGUACAUGGAGGAUGUUGACAGAGAGGUUUACUUUGAGGAUGUUCGUCUACAGAUGGACGCAAAACUCUGGGGAGAGGAGUAUGAUAGACACAAUCCACCUAAGAAGGUUGACAUAUUCCAAAUGUACGUUCUGGAGUUCAAGAACCGUGAAGGCUGCCCUCUUUACCAUCUGGAGCACUUCAUAGAGGGAAAAUACAUCAAAUACAACUCCAACUCGGGCUUCGUAGAGGAGACAUCACGCCUCACACCACAGGCCUUUAGCCACUUCACAUUUGAGCGUUCUGGUCAUCAGCUGAUUGUAGUGGACAUCCAGGGAGUGGGUGACCUGUACACUGACCCUCAGAUACACACUGCUGGAGCAUAUGAUCUUUCUUCUGGUCAUGAGUAUGGUGAUGGUAAUCUGGGCCCGAAAGGCAUGGCUCUUUUCUUUCACUCCCAUGUCUGCAACAGUAUCUGUGAGAGUCUCAACCUCAGCAAGUUUGAUCUGGCAGAGAGUGAGAAGAAGCUGCAGCAGAAGUACAUAGAGUUGAUGAAAGAUGCCACUACUCACACUAAAGGCAAAGAAGAGGUAUGUCUAAGUGCUUCCCCACGUGACCAAAAAAAUUUGCACGAGUUUCUGCGAAAGCGUACUGUAUCUGGCACUUCCAUUGGAUCUGAUGGCGACAGUGACUUGCUGAGUCCCCGCAGCCUAGAGGAUGAGCCGAUGAGUGCUGAUGCUGCAGACAAAGCCCAUCUUGGCAUUCGCUGGAGUAUCAGUAGCUCGCAGAGCGAGUCGUCUCCUCGCAGUAGUGAGCCUCCUAGUGCAUCCGACAGUGGUACCAUGACUAUCGAGGAGGAAAGGUUGGAGUUUUCUCGUGCCGUGAAGCAGCUCUCCAGACCUUCCUGUGUGAUUCAUGAAAUUCAGAGACGCCACACUUGCAAUGGUACCAGGAUGGAUGACUCUGUUUUAGGCCAAGUCCACCACGAACUGGCAAAGUACCAUGAGAUCGGUCGCUUCAGCACCAAUGGUGACACCUUCAACCCAGAGGUGGACUGGCAUGCAGCACUGUUCCAUGAAGAGAUUGCUGCCCAAUGUGGCGUGAUGGAAGCCAUACUCACCAUGGCCAAGAUCUAUCUACAGAUGCCACACGACGUGUUGCAGGAGUGCAAUGUGCAGGAAAAUGAGGACAAUCUAAACCGUGGAGUUGACUACAUGCUGCAGGCAGCAGACGCUGGGGACAGGAGUGCUAUGUUGUACAUGGCCAAGGCUUAUGAAACUGGCAUAGGUUUGGGGACUGAAAGGAGCCGAUGUUUUGUUGAGGCUAUAGAGUUCUACGGAAAGGCUCUGAAAAUGACAGAGAAUGAUGAAAGUGGGUCAUUUGAUUCUGCCAUGGAAGAGCCGCGCCAUCUGAUAUUGGCUAAACAGGCAGAGUUGUACAGACAGGGGGGUCUUAAUUUGGAAAAGGAUCCUCUGAAAUCAGGUGAACUCUAUAAUGAGGCAGCAGAGGCGGCCAUGGAAGCCAUGAAAGGCAGGCUUGCUAACAAGUAUUACGCAUUGGCAGAGGAAGUGUGGGCAGAAUGUGAAGACGUUGAAGAAUAGAUGGUGCUCAAUUACAAGAUGGGACAAACUCACCUGGGUUAAGUUUUUCAUAAAGGUGAUAACUCUCUGCAGGAUCAUGUUCUUUUUAUUUUUGAUCUUAUUUUUUAAAUACUUUUACUGUUAGGUUAGAACUUCAGUACAAUGGUUAUGGUUUAAAAAUUCAUUUUAAAGAGAAAUGUAAGAUUGUCCCUUAAUUUUAGAUUUAUUUUAUUUUUUAAACAGAACUGGUAUAUUUUAAGUUUUCAAAUUUAAGCAAGCAAUAUUUAAAAUUAGCACGAUUAAUAAAAAAGGACAAGAUCGACAAUUUUACUUAAAUUUAACCAUAAAAAUUCACCUUUGAAUACUGAAAUGAAUUUUUUUAAUUCCAAACAAAAAAAGGAAAAAGAUAAUAUUAAAGAUCUUCAGAAAGUGGCUUCCUCCUAAAGGUUAUUCAGUGCUUCAUGAUUUGAUGUAUUGCUUUAUUAUUGCACUUUUUUUAAUGUGAGUGAGAUUAUGUUGAUAAUAUUUCAGGGGAAAUGCUUUUAAUCAUUUAUGAUUUCAAUUGUGGCACAUCUGAAGCCGUUUUUUUAUUUCAUUGUGAUAAUGUGCAGCAUUGCUGAUGUGGUGAUUUUGAAUGAUCUAAUAAGGCUUGUGGACAUUUUGAGGUGUGGAAAACAAGCACAUGAUUGCAAAUGAAAGAUAUAUCCCUAUGGGAGUUGGAAGUUGCAACAUCUUUAGUGUAUCUACUAAGCUGUAAUGAGCACAUGUUACCUUUGUAUUGAAGAUAUUCAACAAAUACAUUGAUAAUCUCUUGUAUUCUGUAAAAAAAAAAAAAAAAAUACAACAAAGGGCAGUCCUGCUGUGUACAAAAUACCUCAAAAUUGCGAUCUGGUCAGUUGUACUUCACCUGAUAUGAAAUGGAAAUAUCACAAGUGAAAACAGUUUUUAUUUACUCUGGCUGGAUAAAAAGCAUGUCUAGUCUUGGAAAGUUGUUUUAGAUUUACAAUGUCAUGUGACAUUAAUAUAUAUUUUAGAAACUUGUAUGAAUACGUCUGAUGUUUUUAUGUUCACUGAAAGUAAAAGUGAGAAUUUGGUUAAUUUUGUAAAUAAGUCAUUCAGAAAAAUUUGUCAGACAAGUUUUAAGUGAUUUUAUGUACUGUGUACAGGUUGUGACCCAAUGGAUGACUUGGGUAUUCAUCAUCACCUUUGGUAUUUGAUCAUUUGUGUGCAUUCAGACCAAUUUUAAAUGAAAACUUUAAGCGUAAAACACAUCCACGAGUGACUUAAUUAAUCCUCCAUUGAUCCUGAUAUUGAAGACAUCUCUUCUUAUUUGCAAAACGGCCUGGAGAUAAUCUGACAAAAUACAGCAAGGUAUGGGGGAUUGAAAGCAGUGCCACUGGGCUUACUGUUUGUAAAUCUCUGGCUAUUAGUAACUGAAUUUCUUUGGAACAGGUUUUAGUUGAAAUUGAUCUGAAUGCACUUGAAGUUUUAUCUUGAUCUCUUUCCACUAUUGUUACGAUCUGUAACUUUCAGCUCAAGUCUUUGCCUGUACAUAUUUAUAACAUGUAAAAGCACAUUGGGACUGUAAAUUACUGCAAUACGUUGUCAAAAAGCACACUUUAUCUGUUUUAAGUGUAGAUGUUCUUAUUUUACUCCAUUUAUUUUAUGCAGACAUUCACUAUGCUAUUUGACAAGAAUUAUAGGUUAUAGGUUCUUGUAAACAUUUAUGCAUCUGCCUUUGGUAGACUUCUUUAUUGGACAAAACCCAUGUUUAUUUUAUAUUAUACAAAAAAGCAUUCAAAUAUGACUGAUAAAUUAUUUUGGUCAAUAGCUGAGAGUUAGCUUGCUUUUCUGAUAGUGCCAUUAGAGUGGUGAUUUUUUAGUCAGUUUUAAUAGAAAAAUUAUGCAUAAUUUUUAUCGUCUCGAGCAUUCCUCGUGUUUUUAUUGGUGUGAUGUCUGACUACUCACUGCCAAUUAAUGUUCUUGUAUAUAAAUACCCAUGUGAAAUAUUGGUGUCGAAUCAUUGAAGCGGGUCCUAAGCAAAACCAUCCUUUUAUGUGGUUCUUUCCUAUUCAAAUAUGCAGUUACAUGUAUUAAUGUUAAUGAAAAACAUUUUAUUGAAAGCUUGAGAAAUGUUUUGGUUAUCAUUUGUAAAAACUUCCAAUAAAGUUUUAAUAAGGCACAUGUUACAAAGGAUAAUAACCAAGUCAUGACACAUGGGGAGUUGUGAUAUAUGGUGUAACACUCGCUUUCCCAGGCCAGUAAUGACGCUGUGUUAAGGUGGUCACCUUCUAAGCACGAUUCAGUGCAUCUGGCAAACAUGGUUUUGCAGCCAGUUUUAGUGGAAAGUUCUUCUAGUAUGACUUUUUGUAGUUACUGGAACGUUCUACAAUUUUCCAUACUGUGAAUAAAAUGUGGAAAAAGAAA